AUGAAACUUACACUUUCAGUUUAUACACCAAACCGGAUUUCUACUCUCCGUUUCACCGGCGACUAACAAACCAAAUCCAACUCAUCACUUUCUCUCUCUAAAAGUUCUCAAUCGGAUCACAGAUCGGAUCGGAUCGGAAGCUUCUGUUGUAUAGUGUUAACAAUGAUUCACUUUGUUCUCUUAAUAAGCCGGCAAGGAAAGGUUAGACUGACAAAGUGGUAUUCACCUUAUUCCCAGAAGGAAAGAAGUAAGGUGAUACGAGAGCUCAGUGGGAUGAUUCUCACGCGUGGCCCCAAGCUUUGCAACUUUGUCGAGUGGAGGGGAUUUAAAGUUGUUUAUAAACGAUAUGCCAGCCUCUACUUUUGUAUGUGCAUUAAUCAGGAUGACAAUGAACUCGAGAUCCUUGAAGUCAUUCAUCAUUUCGUUGAGAUUCUUGAUCGUUACUUUGGAAGUGUUUGUGAGCUGGACUUGAUCUUCAGUUUUCAGAAGGCUUACUACAUGCUGGAUGAGAUUUUAAUAGCAGGCGAACUUCAGGAAUCAAGCAAGAAGACAGUUGCCCGUUUAGUUUCCGCACAGGAUUCUUUAGUUGAGGCUGCAAAAGAAGAAGCUAAUUCAAUAAGCAAUAUAAUUGCACAGGCAACCAAGUAAACUCUACUUUUAUUUCUUUGCUGAUUUCAAGCAUGUUCCUAAACAUGUUUGCACUUGUCACAAUUCUUUGGGGAAUGAUGGAGUUACGUUUUUCAUUUGACUUUAAUUCGCAUGUUGUAGAAAGGCUUUCGGAUUUUGUAAAUGUGGACAUAUAUAUUUGAAACGGGUGGUUGUCGAUUCAUUUUUCAUGUAACAACCGAGACUUUGCGAUAAGAAUGCUCAUUAGAGACAUGUUUUAAGUUGUA
This is a messenger RNA of Helianthus annuus (common sunflower), 893 nucleotides long. Its product is annotated as AP-1 complex subunit sigma-2. Gene Ontology annotation, cellular component: membrane coat; AP-1 adaptor complex; intracellular membrane-bounded organelle. The record is from RefSeq and is a predicted model, not a curated record. Lineage: Eukaryota; Viridiplantae; Streptophyta; Magnoliopsida; Asterales; Asteraceae. The coding region runs from base 163 to 648 and encodes 161 amino acids. The transcript is spliced from 8 exons. Gene Ontology annotation, biological process: intracellular protein transport; vesicle-mediated transport. Gene Ontology annotation, molecular function: clathrin-cargo adaptor activity.